AUGAGGACGCAGGUGCUGUAUGGCACCUUUGCCGUGGCCUGCUUGCUAGUCUAUUACAAGCUCGAGGCACCUGCCAACGCUGCUUAUGACUACUGGCUCACGCUCGCUGCAGGUUUACAAGUGCUAGGAUUCACGAUGCUUGCUCUCGACACCAGCAGUAGCGCAGCGGAGGGCCUCAGUGAGAAGACGCUCUGGGCGUUUAUCAUUGCCCACGUUACACGUAUAUCCACGACUGUGUGGGGCGAGGGCUACAUCCCAGAGGACAAUACAGGGGACGUCUUCUUGUACCAGGGUUUGGAGCUACUCGGCGUGCUUGUCGUCGUCUUCCAGGUGAUGCGCCUGUCAGCCGUCCGCAACUCGCAGGAUGUUGGCCAAGGCAUUGAGCGAUGGAGCCAGCUUAUUGGCAUGAGCGUGCUAUCAGCCGUAUUAGCGUAUUUUACGAAGAGCACUGGCCAUGACGACUACUGGGCAGAUUUGAGCUGGAUGUUCUCGACGUGGAUGGAGGCGUUCGCACUUGGUCCUCAGGUCUACUUGCUCAUCACCGGUGCUUGUGCUGUGGACGAGAGCGCCGCGCACUUUGCAGGCCUCACGCUCGGUUCCUCAGUAGUCUUCACAGCCUUUUGGGGCAGAGUGACGCGUGAUCGAUACAGAGAGUUUGACCAGGAUGGUGAUCAUACGUUUUUCCACGCCAUUCUCACGGCCUGUUUCAUCCGGGUCGCCCUGUGCACAACCUAUGUUUACCUCUUUACCAAGCAGACCAAGAAGAGACCAGAGUAUGAGCUCUGUGCACACGACGAGCUGUAA
This is a messenger RNA of Symbiodinium natans, 804 nucleotides long. NCBI's taxonomy places the organism in Eukaryota, Dinophyceae, Suessiales, Symbiodiniaceae. The record is from the annotation of a GenBank genome assembly.